GCAUUUGAUGGUAAUGUGUGCUUGUUCUGUGUUCAGAAGAAUCAAAACAAAAUACACAAUAAUUGCAAAGCCUGGUCACCUUGGCAUUGAGUAGUUGAAAAUUGUUUCCUGCAUUUCUGAUUCUUUCUCCGUAACAAACAACCGCUCUGUGUUGGGGUGGUAGAUGUAAUAAAAUCUUUAUCAGCCAGACUAACUCGGAUGGGCCUACGUGUUUGACUUGAUGAUUGUUUGAUGUGUGUAAUCAUAUUCCAAUAAAGUUUUCUGUUUAUCAAAAGAACCGAUUGCUUCGUAUUUGGCGCGAUAGCCAUUCUCUCGGCUGACAGAUAUUUUCAUCUCAGCAGUUUAGGUCGAAGUGCCUUGCAGGUCGACCGUCUUCAAGCUUCUUUCUGUAGGGCAGAAACGGUCUGCACCUGAACAAGGGUACAUCGUUAAUCCUAUAACGAAUUUUCGGUAGAGCGAGCGUUUGAACUGUAUCAGUAUCAGUAUCAGUAUCAGUACAUCCUUAUCAUCAUCACUUGAGUAAUUUAUUUUAGUCAGCGUUAAUGCCUCAAUGCACAAGCUUUCUCUCGCUUGAAGCUCGAGUGCCUUGAGAAGAUUUGAGCAAAUAAACAGUUGUGUAUAUUCAAAAGAUUAACUUUAGAAAAAAGAAACGCCUGAAAAUUGUGUCUCAUGUGCUGAACGAACCAGGUACCAGUCUAACCACCAUGGGAGUUCACGAGCCUCAUCCGUGUUGAGAUAUACUGCUGGUAUUAUUCAUUUAACGUUCACGAUUUCGAUGAGACAGUUAUUGAUGUAAUUCUGUUGAAGUGCUGGCCAAAAUAACGUGAAUCAAGCAAGUUCGAACAGAAGCUAAAACAUGGCGAAAAAUCAACGAAACAAACAUGCCGUCCAUGUGGAUCAUGUCGCCUAUUAUCACACUUAUAAGUACAACUCGCUGCAAAGACUCAACAAAAUCAAAAGCAUGCACGGAGUUAAACGCGUUAUAGCAUUCUGCAUACUGACUGCUGUAUUACCAGCCUCACUCAUCAUACUUCCGCUGUAUCUACGGCAUACUGUAUUUGCCGAUGUGAUUUAUCCUAUCGCUGAGUCAGAUAUCAUUGAGAUACGGGAUGGCAUAUCUUCAGUGUUCUGCCAGCGUCACGUCCUACAAAUGAACACUAGCUUUAAUGCAUUCCAGCUGAAUCAGAAACCAGAAAUCUCUAAGAAUAGGAAACAUAUUCGUCUGAAGAAGUCCAUGUCCUUGCCUGACGAUACCUUGGAAUAUUGGGGAUUUUAUCUCUUAAAAGGAGCGACGGUUGCUUUGAAAGUGUGCUCGCGGUACGAUGGCUCCAGGAUAUUGGUCGUUAAAGGAGAGAGAAAUCUUAGGACAUGUGGACUGCUUGAACACAAUAAGAACAAAGUGGGUACCCACUACAAUACCGAACAUAUACAGGUGAAGGUGACAUUCGAAUCUGCUGCCGAAAUAGUUGAAUCGUCUGGAAUUACGAGCAAUAAAUCUGGUCGAUAUGUGCCACCGGAUGAAGGAAAUCAUGGUGGAGAAGAUCUGACCGAAGAAGACAUGGCUGCUGCUGAGAGUGUAGACCGAUUUGGAAGAACAAACUCAAACGUAAUUACGAAAUCAACAAAACAAUGGAAACAUACCUCAGAAUCGAAAAACUCAUUAGACUCAAGACAACAGAAAGCAAAUACCAACAGUAAUGGGGACAGUGGCUUUGUCGCUUCUGCCAGGCCACUGACUACACGUAAGCAUACUCAAACACCAAGUACAUCGGAAGCACCAAAUACCUUGCGAUUAUCCAAAGAGAAUGAUCAUAGUCACAAACAUAACCAUAACUAUAAGGAUGAUAAGGAAGAGGUUUCUGCAUCAAAUCAAGAUCAACCGAAUCAUCGGAAAAGACGCCAUCAUCAUGGUAAGCACAGUCACCAUGAUAAGACCGAUAGAGAAAAGGCUAUUUUACAAGAAUCUCUGAGUGGAGUUGAUUUGGCGAUGGAAAACGUUGGCACUCGAGCUAAGCGUGAUACUGUUUACGAUCGUAGAAUCAAUCACGGUGGUAAUGCCAUGAAUUUUUCUAACAAUAACUCAGACUCAGAGUCCAGCUUUGAGAAUAGUUUACUCACAUGCUAUGAUGGUGAUAUUCUUGUAGCUCAGAGUUUCCCUCCAAGCCACUUGUGUAAGGAUGUGCAAUAUCUAGAGAAUGGUGUCCACAUGGUAACAAAGCACGAGGUUGCAACCGACGGAUAUUAUUACUAUAUUUUCUACAGCGACAACGAUUAUGUACAGAAUGACAUUCACGCCGUAUUUGACAUCUACAAACCUACCUUCCAGUACUCCAAUAUAUCGGAAUCGAAGGGAUGCGUUAAUAGUACAAACUGCUCAUUUCCCAUUAGUUUCUGGUCUGACGACCGGGUGAUAGUAGAGGUGCCAACUAGAGAUGGAAUAGAACACGAAGAGGAUGACAUAACUUUUCUAAUAUCGACAUGCCAACCGCGGAUGGCCAUCUACAUAAUAUUCCCAAUAUCCGUUCUGUUCCUUGUGUUGACGUGCGCUUUCCUGUAAAGAUCAAUGCUGUAAUGUGAACAUUUUAUAUCUCUUUUUUGACGAUAACCUUGUUUAAAAAUUUGAAGAGCAAGUUAAAUUGUUUUUUUUUUUUAUAUUUCGUUAUAAUGCUAUUGCAUCAACUGAUUAAAAGUUUUUUAAAGUAUCUUAAUGAACUUCCUGCUUCUGGUUUUAUCACAGGACUGGCAAUGAAUAAGCCCUAAUUCGAUGUUUGGUCAAUGGUUAUAUGGAUUGUCGCAGCAACAUAAAAAAGUUAACUCUCUCCUUCCCAUGAUAGGUAGCACAGGUGAUCCACAUCUUUUCGGUCAGUCUCAUGUUUGUCAAUGUACCCUACGUGACUGUCAGUACUUAUUUAAGCUUGUCCGCGUGUUCAUUAUUCUCGUCCAUAUGUAUUCUAGAGGAUUCAACACAUGUCAGAGUUGGAUAACUCAUUUUAACUAUCACCUAUAUGCUCGUUUACGUUCGAAAUGUAUUUUCCUUAUAAAAAAAAGUGUUUGUAUGAAAAACACGUUUCAAAUGUAAACGAUAAUAUGAGUGAAUAACUCAUUUUCUGAGUUCGCUUGUUUCGUUCUUUGACAGCAAUAUUGUUCAACCAAAAAGAGAAGCCAACGCUAAACUCCACUAUUUUAUCCAAAUGAAGAUGGUGAGGUUUGGACACGACAGGCCAGUGUAAAGUACUUAAGGAUUACAAAUAGAUGUAACUGCCUUUCUUCAUUGUUUUCAAUAGUCGAAUAUUCUUAAGGUGGAACCCCAUUUAGCAUAAAAUUGUUUGGCAUAAUGUUUUUUUUUUAAAUAGCCAUUUUGAAUAAUGGUCAAUUGGCUCCCGAACCCCCGAAAAACAUCCAAAUUAAAAAGUGGAUCAUUUGACAUAAUUGCCAUUAGGCAUAAUGGUCAUUUGGCAUAAUAGAGAUGGAGACCGUAGUUAGCACGUUUGACUGUGGUGGGCUAAUUUCACUUGAGCUGCAUAACACGCGACGGGCGUUCGCUCUAUAACCAUCAAUCUGCUGUACCUAAUAUCGUACAUAACCAACAGAAUGACUGAACGAUGAAGUAUAAUAAGAAUAAUAAUAAUAAAUUCCUGAUGAUGUUAUAAGUUUGCAUGGGUAAGCUAACAGUUACGACAAAUCGGCGAUGGAAGUCAUUAUUUACAAAAACAAUUUACGUCUAUUUCAAAAUUGCUGAUGGUUUAAUUUACUGCUAUAUGGUGAAAAAAGAAACCAUUUAAAAGCGGGUCUUAAAACACGUAAUUCGCAACAUUACAGCGAAAAGUUUGAUGAUUUGAAUAUACGAAAAAAGUGUGGAUGCAAAUUCCUUUACCAGCUACCCUCAUAUUUUUAAAUAUAUAUUCCAGACUUCCUCCACAUUAAACAUGUCCAGCACUUAGUUAUUAUCAAACAAAAAAAAACAAGAAAUUUGUUACAAGCAUGCGAAAUAAAACCAUGUUUGUAUUGAUUUUGCUCCUUAAGCAAGUUCUGUUUUUUUUUAUUCGUUUGUAGUUACCAAAGUAAUGUUAUGGACAUUUCUAAUAAGAACUGUGCAUCAUUAUAUUAUUUGGGCAUUUAAUUAACUAGAAGACAAUAAACUUCAGACUUUUCCCUUAAUAGUUGUGUGAAUUAAGUGCGGAUUGCAAGCUAUGUAAGUACAAAUGUUAGUUUUAUUAAGCUCAUAUUCAAACAUAUCACGUCUUUAAAUCGUAAAUUCUGUAUAGUUUCGAAGGAGGUUUUUAAAGAUCGAUCGUUGUGACAU
Molecule: messenger RNA, 4303 nt
Organism: Ochlerotatus camptorhynchus
Lineage: Eukaryota; Metazoa; Arthropoda; Insecta; Diptera; Culicidae
Exons: 3
Coding region: 857-2557 (566 amino acids)
Source: RefSeq, a predicted model, not a curated record